Messenger RNA from Vicia villosa (hairy vetch), 4467 nucleotides. RefSeq lists its product as uncharacterized. The transcript has 10 exons. Gene Ontology annotation, biological process: telomere maintenance; DNA repair. The record is from RefSeq and is a predicted model, not a curated record. The coding region runs from base 1 to 4467 and encodes 1488 amino acids. Gene Ontology annotation, molecular function: DNA helicase activity. NCBI's taxonomy places the organism in Eukaryota, Viridiplantae, Streptophyta, Magnoliopsida, Fabales, Fabaceae.
AUGGAUCCAAACUUUAUUCAAAACAACGUCACUCAAUGUGCAAUUGCUAGACGUAGGAGGAGGUUUAUUUUGACAGCAAAGAGAAAUGCACCUUACGUUGUGCAUACCCGGCAAUCUACUGAUUUACAGACCCGUAAUAAUGUAUCCACUUUACCGCCUUCUCUUUCAAGUCCUUCAUCUAAUACACCAAUUGGUACUGUUUCUUCUACUAACUAUGAAAACUUGGAAAAUACUUCUGAAGCUACUAUUGCUAGAAGGAGAAGGAAGCUAAUUUUAAGUAACAAGAAAAAGUCCUGUAAUAUUGCAGACAAGGAAAAUUAUACCGGGGGCCAUCAACACUUUGCUAUCCCUAAUCAGGCCCCAUUCACUGUUGCACGUAUACCUCUUUCACCUAGCAAUUCUAAUUUGAUAAACACUGGACCAUUUCAGAGACAUCUCCAACAACAAUCUAUGCCUAAAAAAAUUAGAUUGCUUGGAAGUAAACAAAACCUGUUCGAACAUUGCUCUAAGACUAUUCAACCGAGUUAUAACACGAGUCACGCAUCUACGUCUAAUGCCCCAACCUACAGUCAAUAUGUAACUCCUGAUAUUGCAGCAGAAUGGCAUCAUUCGGAUGAUGUCGUGUCUAAUUCUGACGACGAAUUCAGUUUGAAUGGUAGUUCUGACUCUGAUGCCAGCAUGGAUCCUGAACCCUUAACAGAUUCACAUUUGCAAGAAUAUUCGGAUAUAGGAGACCAAGUAUGGGAAUGUCCAUGUUGUCAAUCUUGUAUGUGGUAUCAAGAACGUAUAAAAAAAUCGCGCCAUACAACUGUUCCUAAGUUCCAUCGUUGUUGCAAGGGUGGAAACAUUGUACUCCCCCUCCUACAAGACCCACCACAACUGUUGCAACAUCUUCUAUAUGAUGGCACUUCUCCACAGAGAGGCCCACCUACUUUAAGACUGCACGGUCAAACAUGUCAUCGCAUAGGUACUCUACUACCGAAAAUUGGAAAUCUUCCGCAAUAUGCUCAGCUAUAUAUUUAUGACACUGACAACGAAGUUGAUAACAGAAUGAAGUGUUUCAGGAAAAAUGAAGUGGUCAAAAGGGACAUUGUCACUAAGCUGAAGCUUAUGUUAGACGAGUUCAAUGUUCAUGCAAAGGCUUUUAGGAUGGCAAGGGAUCUUUUGAAGUCUAAUAAUUUCUUAGACUUAAAGUUGAGACUCAUUAGUGAUAGACCCGGGGAUGGACGCGUGUACAACAGACCCACUGUGUCAGAAGUUGCUGCUCUGAUUGUUGGAGAUAUUGAUUCUGCCUCUAAAAGAGACAUCAUCAUUCAACCACGAGAUGGUCAUUUGCAACGCAUUGAUGAGUUUCAUGCUGCGUACUUAGCAUAUCAAUACCCUCUCAUUUUUGUGUAUGGCGAAGAUGGAUACAGGAAAAAUAUAUUGAAGAAAUAUGAACAUCAAACUGAAGUUAAUAGGAGAAACCGUCAAUCCAUCAAAGAUUGGCUAUCAUUCAGAUUGCAGGAACGCCACAACGAGGCUAAAACAUUACAUCACUCAAGACGGCUAUUUCAACAGUUCUUAGUCGACGGUUAUGCAAUGAUGGAGUCUGAACGACUUAAUUGGUUGAGGGACAAUCAAUCAAAGUUAAGAGUUGGUAAAUAUAAUAAGUUGAAUGAUCAAUGUGGUGGUGGCGAGCCAAAUCAACGAUCAAAGCGAGGAAAACGUGUAGUAUUACCAUCUACUUUUGUUGGUAGCAAGAGAUACAUGGAUCAAUUGUAUUUUGAUGGGAUGGCCAUUUCAAGUAGGUUGGGAUUUCCUGAUUUAUUUGUUACAUUUACUUGCAACCCCAAUUGGCCAGAAAUCACUCGUGCAUUGUCUGGAACUGGGUUAAAGCCGCACGAUCGACCAGAUAUUAUUACAAAAGUUUUCAAAAUCAAGUUUGAUGAACUCAUGAAUGAUAUUACAAAACACCAUGUUCUCGGAAAAGUCUUGGCAUUUAUGUACACGAUUGAAUUUCAAAAGCGGGGAUUGCCGCAUGCACACAUUUUGAUCUUCUUGCACCCUCAGAGCAAAUAUCCAACACCUUCGGACAUAGAUAACAUCAUUUGUGCAGAAAUUCCAGACCCUAAUCUUCAUCCAACUUUAUACAAUUUAGUUAGGGCACAUAUGAUGCAUGGACCUUGUGGCCUAUCACGAAUGAACUCGCAAUGUAUGAAAAAUAGAAAGUGCUCAAAAUACUUCCCGAAGAAGUUUAUUGAAGACACAAUUGUUGAUGCUGAAGGUUAUCCCCUUUAUAGAAGAAGGUCAAACUCCCAUGUUAUUCAAAUAAAUGGUAUCGAGCUAGACAAUCGACAUGUUGUACCUUUCAAUACAAGACUACUUUUGAAAUACCGUGCACAUAUAAACAUGGAAUGGUGUAACCAAAGUACAUCCAUCAAAUAUCUUUUCAAAUAUAUACACAAAGGCUUUGAUAGAAUCACGGCAACAGUUUCAAGGAAUGACAAAGAGCCAAUUGAUGAAAUCAAACAAUAUCUGGACUGCAGGUAUGUAUCCCCGAGUGAAGCGUCUUGGAGAAUUUACUCUUAUAAUAUUCAUGGCAGAAAACCCGCGGUCGAACGUAUGUUCUAUCAUUUAAUAGGUGAGAAAGCUAUUUACUACACUGAUCACGAUCGAAUGGAAAAUAUAUUGGAAAAUGCAAGUGUCACCGAAUCCAUGUUUACAGCUUGGCUGGUUGCAAAUGGAAAAUACGAAGAAGCCCGGUUACUGACGUACGGCCAAUUUGUAUCAAAAUUUGUUUAUGAUAAGAGAAAAAGAAUGUGGAAGCCUCGCAAAAAGGGGUUCACCAUCGGUCGUUUGAUAUGGGUUCCACCAACCACUGGAGAACUAUUUUACCUGCGGAUGAUGUUGACGGUAGUCAAGGGGCCGACGAAUUACGAGGAAAUUCGGAAAAUUGGUGACGACCAAUAUGAUACAUUUAGGGAUGCAUGCUUUGCAAUGGGCUUUCUUGAAGACGAUAAAGAAUACAUUGGAGCUAUCAAAGAGGCGAGUGAAUGGGGUUCAGGUCAUGUUCUUCGCAAACUUUUCGUCGUUAUGCUUUUGUCAGGUGCUGUUAAUCGCCCUGCUCAUGUUUGGAAAGAAUCAUGGAUGCUAUUAGCGGAUGAGUUGUUAUUGACGGAGGCUGAAUUACAGAAUUUGACGUUAAUAGAAAUUGAAAAACUCCUUCAGGCAAAUCGAAGGAGUCUCACAGAUUUUAAGCCAAUUCCAUAUCCGGAUGGGUAUGUUCUGCAACAAUUAGGCAAUAGACUCAUAUAUGACGAACGUAAUUACGAUGCGUCGACAAUGAGAUCCGAAUUCACAAAUCUCUUCAAUGCUCUUACAGAUGAACAGAGGGGCAUAUAUGAAAGAAUUAUGGAGUCUGUCCAAGCGCAAAAGGGUGGUGUGUUCUUCCUACAUGGUUACGGCGGUACUGGUAAAACCUACAUGUGGAGGACACUUGCAAGCAAAUUGAGUGGAAUAGCUUCUCUUUUAUUGCCUGGAGGUAGAACCGCACAUUCUAAGUUCAAGAUACCUGUACCAACAUUGGAUAAUUCUACUUGCAAAGUAGAAUAUAACGAUGACGUUGGAGAGCUUCUUAGGCAAACAAAACUUAUUAUAUGGGAUGAAGCACCCAUGGCACACAAGCAUGCUUUAGAAGCACUUGACAGAACUUUGAAGGAUGUAAUGAGUACCUACAGUAACUCCAAGGAUGUGUUUGGUGGCAAGGUUAUUGUAUUUGGUGGUGAUUUUAGACAGAUUUUGCCUGUUGUUCCAAGAGGGAGUCGUUCUGAUAUCGUACACUCUACGAUAAAUGCUUCUUAUAUAUGGCAUUCGGUCCAGGUCUUAACCUUAACACAAAACAUGCGGCUUCAUUCUGGACCAACUGAACAAGAUAAAAGAGAGAUUGCAGACUUUUCUAAUUGGCUUCUGAGAAUUGGUGAAGGCAAAGUUUCAGAACCAAACAACGGUGUUGCUGAAAUUGAAAUACCCCCUGAACUUUUAAUAACGGACUUUGAUGAUCCUAUUGUUGGUAUUGUCAGUAGUACAUACCCUGAUUUCAUUCACAAUUACAAAUCUAACGAUUAUCUCAAAAGUCGAGCAAUACUCGCUUCUACGUUAGAAGUUGUUGAUGAGAUAAACGACCACCUUCUUGCCUUGAUGCCAGGAGAGAUACACGAUUACUACAGUUGUAAUUCAGUUGACAAAUCUGAAAUUCAUGAUCCAACCGUAGUUGACAUCCUUACACCUGAGUUUCUUAGUUCCCUACGAACAUCUGGCUUGCCUAACCAUCACUUAAAGUUAAAGGUUGGAACACCUGUUAUGCUAAUGCGAAACAUUGAUCAGUCAGAAGAUAUACAUUUCAUUCUUGUGAAGAUAUCGUUAUCUGCAUUUCGUAAUGAUUCAGCAACUGUAAAUGUUAUGCCCAAAAUGCAGGCAAUUUGUUAG